Molecule: messenger RNA, 1404 nt
Organism: Puccinia graminis f. sp. tritici CRL 75-36-700-3
Lineage: Eukaryota; Fungi; Basidiomycota; Pucciniomycetes; Pucciniales; Pucciniaceae
Exons: 5
Coding region: 104-1222 (372 amino acids)
Molecular function (GO): RNA binding
Source: RefSeq, a predicted model, not a curated record
GCAGCAGACCAGCAAGACACCAGGUGGCAGGAACAACGUCAACAAGCAGCAAACUUCACGAGGUCCAAUCUAUAUCGGACAGAGAUUCAAGUAUCAAGGAAGGAUGCUUUCCAAGGAUCCCUCUAACCCUGGAAACCUUCCACCUUCCUCAUCUGAUUCUCGUCUGUAUGUUGGUAACCUUUCUCCGGCGGUAGACGAGUUUGCCUUGGUGGCGCUUUUCUCGAAAUUUGGCAAGAUCUCAAAGCUUGAUUUCCUAUUCCACAAGUCUGGUGUCUUGAGAGGCAAGCCCCGGGGAUAUGCUUUCAUUGAGAUGAAUCGGCGUGAUGAAGCGCUCAAAGCGAUGGUCGAACUAAACAACAAAGCCGUUCGCGGGAAACGGAUUUUGGUCACGCAGGCUAACGAGAGUCAAUAUCAAGAGCAUCAAGCUGCUAAUCAGAGCAAGCCCAACCAUUCACACCAAAACAAUUCUAAUAAUCAUCAAGGGCGAGCCGGCCAGCGAGGUAGGCCUGCUGGCCCUGACCCAAUGAGACCAACGACUCUCUCCAUCUUGAAAUCCCAGCAACAACCAAAAGGAGUCAACAAUAAGAUCGCGGCUUUGGAAGCCAAGUUAGCGUCGAUGCAACAGACGGGUACUUUGUCUACGGCCACCCCCUCAUCUUCCAAUUCUCUUGUCCCAUCGGCAUCGUCCCUUUUGUCAUCAAAACCUUCCUUCCUGCCCGAACAUCCUAACACCCUUCGCGCAGCACCGCACACCGAAAAUAACACAUCAAGGCGGUCUUGCAACCCCAGUGCCACGGCCUCUACAAGAUCUUCCAAAACCUCGACCAAUCCUCACAACCUUGGAAAACAACCUACCAAUUUGGACACGAUUGGUCUUACACUAAAGGAACAACUGAAACGCAACCGAGAGUUACAAUCAAUGAUCACCAAGACCGCAAAACCCGCUUCAACAGCCCAACGUCAAGAGCAUAAUGACAUUCCUACCCAUACAACCAGCCCUCGUCCGAAGAAGAGCAGAAGUCAUUCAACCAGCUCGAAUAAUCACGGCGAACUGAGCUCUUCACAUCUCUCAAAUCCGAACAGUUCCGUCGAUGUUUCUCUCCAAUUGACCGAGAAGGCCUGCGAUACGGAUGAUAAAGAAUUUAAGCGACAGAAAGUAGAUCAUCCCUCUGCUCUAUCUGAAUCAGUCGAAUGCUCCAAAAUACCUGAACCAGUGGCCUAGCCUUUACCAAAUAAGCUAUCACUUGAUUAAUCGUCUACAAUCCUUGUAUCAAUAUCCUCACCUGUUUAUUGACAUAAUAUAACUCCCUUCAACAAACGAGAUCACCUGAAUAAAAAUAAAACAUGUUGUUGUUUGAAUUCUUCUAUGGGAAUUAUUAGAAAAUCAAAGUGUCAAAGAUUGUU